UAAAUUAAUUAAUUUAAAAUUAUUUACAAUUUUAAUAGAAAUUUAUAUUAUUCAAAAUAAACAUCGGUUUAGUAUGUUUUUUUUCAUCAGUUUAGCAGGCAGUGUAGCCAUCAGCCAUUCUUCUCUUGGUUAGCUUGACACACGUGUUGUUGCAUUCAGAAGUUUUCUGUUCAAAAUGGAAAAGCCUGACGUUUUGGCUCGCGUUGUUAAAAUUCUUGGCCGUACUGGCUCUCAGGGACAAUGUACUCAAGUUAAGGUUGAAUUUAUCGGAGACCAAAAUCGUCAAAUCAUCAGGAAUGUUAAAGGGCCCGUCAGGGAAGGCGAUAUUCUUACCUUACUGGAAUCCGAACGUGAAGCUAGGAGAUUGAGGUGAAGAAUUGGGUGGAGAAUCUGUGAUGGAGCUAACAAAUCGAAAGAAAACAAUGCGACUUUGUAUUUAAGAUAUUUGUUAAUAAAAUAACCAAUGAUUUUUUAAUAGUUCAUUAAUUUUUUAUGCCAUUUAGAUAGAACCUUUAAUUCUGAAUACCUUAAUAAUAUUAUUGCAUGUUACAUUACAACAUUUUAUAAAAUAAAGUAUUUUGUAUGGCACCUAUUUGGUGCCAAAUACAAUUUAAUGUUUUUUGGCAGUUUUGUUCAAGCAUGACAACUAAUUUUUUCAGU
Nezara viridula (southern green stink bug) is the source of this 660-nucleotide messenger RNA. NCBI's taxonomy places the organism in Eukaryota, Metazoa, Arthropoda, Insecta, Hemiptera, Pentatomidae. The record is from the annotation of a GenBank genome assembly.